Messenger RNA from Caenorhabditis auriculariae, 1621 nucleotides. The record is from the annotation of a GenBank genome assembly. Lineage: Eukaryota; Metazoa; Nematoda; Chromadorea; Rhabditida; Rhabditidae.
AUGGGAAGAACCUUUGGAAAUAAGAAUUUGACUGAUAACGACAAAAGAGCCAUCGUUGUGGGUCGUCAAAAUGGACUGACCAUGAUGACGUUGGCAGGAAUGUUCGGCGUGACAGAGGCGGGCAUUUCUCAGUUCCUAAAGCGUCAGAAAGCUCAAGAUGGCUCUACUAACAGCCAACGCACUGGAAGACCACGUGUCACUGAUCGUAAUGACGAUAGGAACAUUUUGAAGACGUCUAGAACCAAUCCAAGACUCACCGCCCCUGCGAUCACACGGGAAGUUUUCUUGAAUUCGCCAUCUCCGCCAUUCGUCUCGACCGUGAAACGACGUCUGAAUGCUGCUGGAAUCAUGGGAAGACGUGCAGUGAAGAAACCGCUGAUUUCUGAAAAGAAUCGAGCCGCCAGGGUGAAGUGGGCGAAGGAGCAUCUCAACUGGACCCGUCAAGACUGGAACAAGAUUCUGUGGUCCGACGAAAGCAAGUUCCUCCUCUUCGGGAGUGACGGAAUUCAGUGGGUUCGUAGACCAAUUGGGUCCAGAUAUCAUCCGAAAUACCAAUUACCCACCGUGAAACAUGGUGGAGGUUCUUGCAUGGUGUGGGGCGCCUUCUCUGGAAGUGGCAUCGGACCGCUUCAUCGCGUGAACGGCAUCAUGGACAAGCACGUCUACAAAGACAUUCUCCAGAACCAGAUGUUGCCGCACUUGAGAGCCAUGGGCCGUGGGAGUGUUUAUCAACAGGAUAACGAUCCCAAGCACACUUCACUGUUCGUCAAGGUGAGAAAAAUUGACAAGUAAUUCGUAUGGUUUUGAAACUCAGGACUGGUUCAAGAGCCGUCGGGUCAAUGUCAUGGGGUGGCCAAGUCAAUCUCCGGACCUGAACCCGAUCGAACAUCUCUGGGAAGAGUUGGAGCGACGUUGUGCCAACAAAAAGAGCCAAGAAUUGCAACGAGAAGUUUGCUCAACUGCUGUCUGAAUGGAAUCAGAUCCCCAUGUCUACCAUCGACACUUUGCUCAAUUCUAUGCAGAGAAGAUGCCAGGCAGUGAUUGACGCCAGGGGCUUCGCAACCAAGUACUAGGUCCCGAAUAUUGUUUUAACAAUGUUUUGGGUUGAUAAAAAAAUUUUUUUGUUGAGCUAUGAUUUUUUUAAUUGAAAAUAGCAAAAAAAUUCGAUUUUUUUCGAAAAAUUCGUUUUUUUCUCGAAAAAAAUUAUUAUUCUUUGAGCUAGCAACUUGAAAUUUUUGCCAGAACACGUAUGUCUCUCUCAGAAAAACUAUGAAAAAAAAUUUGAAUCGAUAUCGCAUUUCAAAAAAUUUAUCCCCAAAAAAACCAAAAACUUAAUAGACUUUUUGAGCGGUACUGUACAUUCCAAGCCCGUCAAGGCGCAACGAGACCAACUACGCGCAGAAGAGCCGUAAGACCAUGUCUUCCAACUUGAUCAACUACAAGUUUCGGCUUCUAGUACGCCAAGGACUUUGAAAGUCCUUGCUCACCGCCUAGUCGAUUACUAAGCUACAUUCUGAGCUCGUCAAGGCGCAACGAGAUCAACUACGCGCAGGAGAACAAAGCCAAGAACCGUAAGAUCCUGUUUCAGCUUGUUCAACUACGGGUUAAGACUUCUAGCUAG